AUGUCAAACAAUUCUGGUGUAGACAACAAUUCGUCUGAGUGGGGAAAUUACAGCAUAGUUGAGGCCGAUACUUACAUGAAAUACUUGAUAACCUAUAUGGCAUUGGAUACAAUAUUUGCAGUGGCUGGUACAUCGAUCAACGUUUGGUUUCUCACAGCCAUGUUGCUAUCUCCAAAAAUCCGCUCACGGUUACGCAACAAAAUUAUCUGUGGUAUGCUGGUAGUGAACUUAAUAGCGUCCGCGAUAAUUUGUCCGUUCUUUAUUAUCAGAACAGCUGCAGAUUUUCUUAUUGAGGAUCACGUCGUACAUUGUUACGUUUAUACAGUUCACAACAACAUCUACUACAUCCAAAACUUUCUCAGCAAUUGGUAUAUUUUUAUCCUCGUAUGUGUUUAUACGGCUCAGGUGAUGAACUUUGAACCCGUAUUCACCCCGCAGUGGGUGAAAAUGUUACUAACUGCUGUUAUAAUCACAUCGCCGUGUGUGUUUGCUGUAUUCUUCGUGCCUCUAACACGAACAAAUUAUGGCGAAACCUUCGACGGCUGUACAAUAAACACACAGGAACUUGUUAGAGUCUACAAAUCUUUGGACACGAUUGUUCCCCAAGCGCUGAUAAUCUUACUGUUUGUGGCUACCGCAGUGUUGAAGCUCAGGCGAUAUCUUCAAGGACACUCUGACACACUCCGAGUGCAGCUCAUAGACGACAUAACACCGGCUGAUCACUGGUAUCCUUUCGUCGCUCUCCUUGUCACUGCGGUCUUGUCUGAUUUCGGCGAGACGGCGAUUUCUUUAUAUCCCGAGCUAUUUUUCAAGCUUGCUUUUGAGAUCUGGAUGGGCUUGUAUAUUGCUGCAGGAAUUUUGAAUUACCUACUUGUGCUCCUCAUCCCCGGAAUUAUCCUGCUUUUUCCAGACAUCAGAGAACGAAUCAAAUCCUGGAGACCUUGCCGUCGAUCAGCUCCUUCUGCAGAUGUGGUUGUCACCUAUGAGAAAAACACUUCGCAGCUGUCACAGAUAUAA
Messenger RNA from Candidula unifasciata, 1017 nucleotides. The record is from the annotation of a GenBank genome assembly. NCBI's taxonomy places the organism in Eukaryota, Metazoa, Mollusca, Gastropoda, Stylommatophora, Geomitridae.